AUGGAAGAUCAUCAAAUGUUGGCUGCUCAAACGUCAACUGUCCAGGAGUACCAAACUGCUGGUUAUGGAGAGUUCACGACGGUUUCUGAUCCUGGUGCUGUCAAUACUGUGGAAUCGGUGACCUCUGGAUCUAGUGCAGAUGCAGCACAUUCUACACCUACAGAUGGAAAUGCUACUGAUAGUUCGGCCUACGAUAACAAGUUGCCUUCCGGGUUGACGUCCACGAAUGCCAACGAGGAGACUGCUGUAAGCGAAUCAAGUCAUGCUAUUGGUUACGAUUCCAUAAAUGGAGGUGUAACACAAACCUCAAGCUAUGUAACAUUAGGAGUUGGUGAAAAUGGAGGUGCAUCAAAUGAGACUGAAAGUGCUGUAAUGGAGCAGCGAUUUGGUGGAGAAGCUGGUAGGUCAUUCACUUAAAUUUUCAGCAAUUGGUUUCUAGUUUCCACCUGUUUGUGAAAAUUCCAUGUUAUUUUUUCACUUAGUGGAUUCCUCUACAUCUCUUUUAGUUUUGAAUUGGUUUCGAACUAGCCCUCUUAUUAUUAUUAGGGAAAUUCUCACUUUUGAGAGCUGUACAUUGAGGUGCUAAUUUAUCUUCUAUUUGUACCCUUUUUCCGUUCAGGAAUCUUUACGGAGGAAGAUAGAUUAUGGAGCAUAGUGAGGGCCAAUAGUCUAGACUUUAAUGCGUGGACAGCCCUAAUUCAAGAAACCGAGAAAGAGGUGCGUCAUCAACCAUCUUUCUUUCACGAUGUUCUUCCAACCUUAAAAUAUUCCUACCAUUGCGAUUUUGCCGUGGCCUUUCGGAUGGUUCCCCUGUGAUGUCACAUUUCUGAAUCUUCAUUUCUGUUCUAGUAUAUAUGUCUGAGUUCAAGAGUUCACAGUUUCAGUGACGAUAUUACUAGAUUUUUAUUGGAUUUUGAGUUAUCCAUAGAAUCAAGCAGGACACAGUCUUUCCUUUUCUUCAAUAACAUUUGAGGCUUCUGGGGGACGUAUCAAGAUUUCUUUAUUUUUUGACUGGAAGAAUGCGUAAAAAUGAUUUGAUCCAGAAUUACUGUAAGUUAAUUAUUACAAAGAAUUGAAGUAUAACUCUUUUUUUUACUUUUUGCAGAAUAAUAUCCUGAAAAUACGAGGAGUCUAUGAUGCAUUUUUGUCUGAAUUUCCCUUGUGUUAUGGAUAUUGGAAAAAGUAUGCUGACCAUGAGGGUCGCCUGGGCACUGUUGAUAAAGUUGUGGAGGUGUACGAGCGGGCUGUUUUGGCAGUGACAUAUUCCGUUGACAUAUGGUUGCAUUAUUGUGAAUUUGCAAUCCCAACGUAUGAUGAUCCUGACACCAUCCGAAGGUGAUAUUUUCUUUAAGUCCCUCUCUGCUGCAUUUAUCUGAUUUUGUGUUUUGUUUGACUUCUUGGGCAGUAACAGUCUAGUUAUUCUCUCUUCUAACCUUAUUUCAGUGUGGCCACAACAGUGACAUGUGACAUUUAUGGCGGAAAGGUUUGCCGGGAUUGCAUAUAGAAAAUGCAUCUAUUACAUACAAACCCCACCAUUUUAUCUUUUACUUUUACUUGUGUUCCUUAUUUUCUACGGAACUGCCUCGUGUAUUAGUUAUAUAGCUGUCGUGACCAACCUUUAUGUUAUAUAUAAUACACACACACACACACACUGUCAAGGCUUCAUGGGUGCACUGAUUUGCAAAAUGCUUCUUGAGGAAGAUCAAGCCCAGUUAGAGGCUAAGGCCUCUUUGCUCACCUCCGUUUCAUGGACAUGGUAAUCGUUUUUGCAGGAAGGUAAAUUUAGUAUAUUUAUGUAUAAUUUUGAAGUGUCAUGUGAUGUUUGCGUGUGAUUUCCCCUUCAGAUAGAAACCCAUUAAUGGAGGAUUUAUAGUGAUUCUAUGGUUAUCCGAGCAUUUGUUAUAACAUGGUUACAUUUUUGUGGUGUUUCAGGCUCUUUGAACGUGGGCUAGCAUAUGUUGGAACUGACUACUUAUCCUCUCCUCUUUGGGACGAAUACAUAAAGUAUGAGUAUUCACAGCAGGCAUGGAGUCAUGUUGCCAUGAUCUAUACUAGGAUCUUUGAGAAUCCUAUCCAGCACUUAGAUCGUUAUUUUAAUAGGUAUUACUAUUUUCAUGGUUGGCUAUUAUUCAUUUCUUCUGCCAUAUGAAACCUUGACUUAUUCUUGUUUAUGUGAUUGUUACCUCCUCUCAGGAUUUGUUUUCUUUGUGUAAGACUUUUUAUGUAGGAAUGCUUGAUGCUGUGGAUUUUAUGACUAUAGUUCACUAAAUCAACUGAAAUAAAUCAAUUGCCAAUCUUUGGAGAUGUGGGAAAACAAAGCUUUUGGGAGGGACUUUUUCUCUCUGAUGUUCACAUCUUACGGAACGACUUCCAGAUACUAUUCAAACAAUAUAAUGGAGCGUUUAAAAUAAAGACAGCAAGUAUUAGACAUCAGUUGACUUGUGAGAGAAGAAGAAAAGAUAAAUGAAGAAGAGAAAUAAGGGGAGCGGGGAAGUGAUGGAAAAACAAUGAGAGAAUGGUAGCAGCAUGGUAACCACACAAAGCAAUCUAUUGCCCAACCGGUCACAUCAUUCGAAGAGGAAGAAACUGAUUAACAAACAACGAGGAAAAGGAUGCAACAGUGUCUACAACGGUUGGUGGUUACCAUGGGGAGAAAAGGGUCCGAAAUAUGUGUUUCAUGAAUAGGAAGCAGAAGGCCAUUUUGGACAAGGAAAAUACAAGAUUAUUAUUUUAUUUGUCAACCGGAGUUGUUGCGCUUCUUCCCUGCAAAGUUGAUCGUUUCCCCAUGUUUUUGCUGAGCAUAAUGUAGGACGAUAAAGAUUUGAAAUGCUAGCAGGUUUGAUUCUCUCCAUGAGAUUAAAAGGUGUUGUGUAUGACCUGCAGGAAGCAUAACACACGAAGAAAAUAUUUAAUAGACUGUAAAGUUGCACUUUUGGUAGAAACUUCUUGAAAAUGCAGGAGUCCUCUCUCAUUGUAGAAAUAAAAUUCUAAACUUUGAUGUCCGAGAAAUUCCAUAGGAAAUCGUGCCUACCUGACCUAAUUGAACUUGUAACCUAAUCCUUGAAUACUUGCAAUCCAUAUAUUUAGAAUCAUUGAUGCAACGUUUUUUGCACAACAAUUUUUUAUCCAAAUUGGAAAAAGUCGAAAAAGCUGCUUUCCAUGUUCCCUACUUUUAUGUUUCUACUCUUUUGUUAGUAGUCGAAAAAGACACCUCUUUUUCCUAUUUUAUACAAUCUUUUCUUCGGUGUAGUUUGACAAUAUGAUUAUUGAGUAAUUCCAAAUUUUCUUUCUGGUUUAGAGUUGUGAUCAUGUAUUCUGCAUUUAUUCUUCUGUCAUAUAUGUACUAUAAUUAUUUAUUGUGGUUAUUCGAAAUUAUUUUUCUUGAUGUAAGUGUUCAUUAUGUGACUGAUUCUUUGUUAUCAAAUCAAAAUUUGUGAUGCUUUGUAAUUGAGAUCAUGCUUUUUUAAAAGAUUUUAUUGAUGCUAUAUAUUGGUUAGAGGAGAAAAUUGCAUUUUCUUUUAGUAGCUAAUAUUUACAGUUUGAUUUUCUUGGUUUAUCAGCUUUAAGGAACUGGCAGCAGCUCGACCUCUAUUGGAAAUACGGACUGCUGAAGAGGCAGAUAUGGUGACUGCAAGCACAGUAACCACAGAUGGAGUUGAGGGCGAGGUUCACCCCGAUUCUGUGGAACAGUCUACUAAACCCGUAAGUGCAGGCUUAUCAGAAGCAGAGGAGUUGGAGAAGUAUAUCGCAAUUAGAGAAGAGAUGUAUAAGAAAGCUAAAGAGUUCGAAUCUAAGAUCAUUGGUUUUGAAACAGCUAUUAGGAGGCCAUAUUUUCAUGUACGGCCUCUUGAUGAUCCUGAGCUUGAAAACUGGCACAGCUAUCUUGACUUUAUUGAAAGAGGGGAUGACUUCAAUAAGGUAUGUCAGUUUUCGUCGUGCAUAUUCUGAUUUUCACUUCUCUUCGUUCUGUGAUGGGACAUGGCUUGAGCAUUCAUGCAUAAAUGUUUCAAUAAGUGUUAUUGGCUGCAUUAUAUUCUUUAUUGGCUAAAGUGUGUUCGGUGAAGCUACAUUUAAAAAAGGGAAUAUGAACUGAGGCUAAGGCAUGGACUUUCGUUUGGUUUCCAUGAGGCUAAGUACUUCAAACCCUCAUUUGUCUGUGGACAUUCUGGGUGCACAAUCUGUCUUGUGUAGCAAUUAUGAUCUUUAAAAUUCCCAUCUGAUACAUGCAGGUGUCUUCUUAGUGCUCACCCGCAUAACCAUCUAUCUAUCAGGCAAGGAGGUUCCCUCGUUUGUAAUGAGGGGCCUCCCUGAUCAGCCAAUGGAGUACUCCUUGUGCACUCUUUAUUGCUAUAUUUUAUCCAUUUCUCUUUCCGUCCAUUUAUUAGUCGGAAAAUCACAUAAUGUGACAAACGUUAUUGCAGGUUGUCAAAUUGUAUGAACGAUGUCUGAUUGCUUGUGCUAAUUAUCCCGAGUACUGGACGCGUUAUGUUUUAUGCAUGGAAGCCAGUGGAAGCUUGGAGCUUGCAAACAAUGCCCUUGCUCGUGCCACACAAGUCUUUGUCAAGGUAUUUUUCAAUUUUUUAAAUAUGAAGGUGUGUUAACUAAUUCGACUCGGGAACUUAAUUCAGUGAUGGCGUGUCAGAAGACUGCUUUAUGAUUUUUAAUUCAAUGUUUACCGUAUGAAAAUGCUAAAGAUAGCACUCUUGCACUAUUCGUCAAAAUACAGACUGUAAGGACCGGAGUUUCUGGAUUUCUCAUCUUGCACGAAAACAUGUAGACCAGUUUAUGGAAGAAUUAUUUUUGUAUUUUUCUCUUCCUUUUAUAUCUGGUUUGUAUCGGGCAGUGGUUAAAAGCUGCGGUCGUCUUUGCCUUGCCUCCUCCCUCACAGGAGUGAUUGGGUUUUAAAAAAUGAUAGGCCAAUUAACUAAGACUUUGUUUGUUACCUGCAGCUCUAUCACCAUUCCUCUCCAUUUAAACAGAAAAAUUUCGUGGUUAUAAUUCUUAGCUGCCUUGUAUUGCAUAGUUUCUAGUAAUCGUACCAGACAGGGAUAAAGGAUAGUGGGAUUUCUAGUGAUAACCUAUCUGUGCAUAUUUAUCGCUGUUAUUCUUUUACAAUAAUUCUUGUGGCAUAGAUUUUAGAUUUUAGAUUUCAAUUUUUUCCACUUCCCGGUGCGACAUUCACUACGAUCUUCAAUUUAUGCAGCUUUAUAUGAUUUCAUACUCUAUCUAUCCUCACGGUUGCAAUGAUUUUCUCCAGAAACGACCAGAAAUCCACCUUUUUGCCGCGAGAUUCAAGGAAAAUAACGCGGAUGUUUCAGGAGCUCGUGCAGAGUUUCAGCUCUUGCACUCCGAGAUUUCACCUGGUUUUCUUGAAGCUAUAGUGAAGCAUGCGAAUAUGGAGCACCGUCUGGUAAGAUAAUGUGAAAUGUGUAAAUGCUUCUGAUUUAGUAUUCUUUCUAACAAUCAUUUCUUUGUCCUCCUGUAGGGAAACAAGGAAGCCGCGCUCUCCAUUUAUGAAGAGGCCAUUGCUGCUGAGCGGGGGAAAGAACUGUCCCAAGUGUUGCCUAUGCUGUUAGUUCAGUAUUCACGAUAUUUAUACUUGGUAAGAUGGUCCUUUCGUGAAAUAAAUCUGAGUCGAAGAUCUGUGUAAUAAAUUAUGACUGCUGAGUUGGCUAUCCGUCGAGAUUUUCAUCUGGUAACUCUGUUUUUCCAACAUCCAAAUAUUUUUAAAGUUGUCGAUCCUAUGGAGUUGGUUUUCCAUGGAGAGAAUGAAUCCCUUAUUCUCGGACUCAAGUAACAAACUAUGAUGACUGGUGUCGUGUAGAUCCCUGUGUGUGCAUAUGCUAGAGAAUGGAAUCUAUUCGAAAUAAACACAACCAAAACUACAUUCAUAAGAUUCUCUGCUAACCGAGUUAUCUGCCUGGUCUGAUCUCUUUACGUUUAUUUUCCCAUGAUCUUCCACUACUUUCUUUAUAUGGAUCAUAGAUUUUCUUUACUUGAUUUUCGAAAUAUUUUGCAGUGUAACACGUGAUUUUUGUUCAAUUAAUGCCUCACAUGUUGCGUCGGUCCAGCCCCUUGGUUUAUCGCCCCACAUUACUGGACAACUACCAUCCAUUCUCAUGGCCUACAAUGUUUGUUGAGAACCAAUGCCACCAUAAGCAUUUCUGUAAAAAUUGAAGUUUGUGGAGACCAGAUGCGGUCCAUUUUGCAUCUUUUUCCAACUUUGAACUGGUUACACCUCAUGCAUUCGUAUUGUUUAAACAAGCUUGUGGCUCUCGUUGUAAUCUCCAUGUUAUUGCAGGUUACUGGCAACCCUGACAAGGCGAAAGAAAUACUUUCCGGUGGUUUUGAACAGGUGCAGCUUUCGAAACCACUCGUUGAGGUGACCACUUUUCUAGUUCCAUGUUGCCAUUUUGAUCAUUUGAAGCAGUUCGUUAUUUUUCCCCAUUUGUGUGUGUAACAUAUCUCCGCAUUUUGCAGGCAAUAAUCCAUCUGGAGUCCCUCCUACCAUCACCAAAGCGAAUUGAAUAUGUAGAUUCGCUUGUUGAGAAAUUCAUUACUCCAAACCCUGACAACCCUACUGCGGCAAGCACUGCAGACAGAGAAGACUUGUCUAGCAUAUAUUUGGAGGUGAGUACAUUACUAAGAAUCCCAAAAUACCUGGUUUUUUCUCUUUGAAUUGUAUGUAGAUGCAGUUCUUUCUGUGCUCAUCGUUGGAGAACGGUAUGAUCCUAAGUCUAGGAAUCUCUGCCAGCCUAGACAAGGAGUAGGACUAGAACUGUGUGUGUGCACUGUGAACCCUAAGUGAGUGGUUGUGGUAUGCUUCAUACAUGAGAAACAACAGGAACGAUUGGGCGGGCCGCAAGAUAUGGUAGCACCUGAUAGUGAUGUAGUAAUCAGAGCACAUGAUCUCUCCUAGCACCGGUGAACUAUGGGCUGUGGGUGACAUGUUCAAUACUUGAUACGUAAAUCCGUGAACCCAUCUUGGCGUAGUAAUCAUAGUUCAAUACUAUGAACUAUGGGCCGCAAUAAGGGCAGGAUUCUUCUACAAAGACCAUUGCUGCUGGCAGCAAGGGAUGGACAAAAAUACUUGGUAUUUUAGCUUAGUUAUUUAUUUUAUUGCCUAGGUACCUUAAUUUCAUUGUUUAGAAUUGGCCAGUUAGCUUUAUUGAGUGGGAAUCUGUGUCAUAUUAUUAAAGAUUUCUCGUUAUUCCUUUUCCAACAUGCGCAGUAUUUCUGAUGGUGCUGAAACUUAUGUUAAUCUUACCUCGUUGAAGGUGAAAGGACUCUUUAAGAGCAUUAUGAAUGGUAUUAUUCAUGUGAAAAGGUUUCAAAACAUAGUAGAAGAAUGCACAAUCAAUGCCGCUCUUUCGACAUAUUUAUUAUUAUAUCCCCCCUCUUUCCAUGUUCAUCGUCCUGUAUAAACCUUUUGAUCCUGAACGGUGUGAUUCUUAUGCAUUCCCUGUUUUUUCCCUGCAGUUUUUAGAUCUCUUUGGGGACGCGCAGACGAUCAAGAAGGCAGAUACUCGACACUGCAUGCUGUUCUUGCGCCACAAAAGCUUUUCCAUCUCCAGGAAGAGGCAUGCGGAGGAUUACUUAGAUUCGGAGAAGGCAAAACUAGCGAAAACUUACAUGUCCUCGGCUCACUCCGUGAUGGGCGCCUACCCGAACGCCCAGGCCCAGUGGCCUGCUGGCUAUGGAACCAAGCCUUCUACUUGGCCACAGGCCCCUGCGGCACAGGGACAACAGUGGAAUCCUGCAUACGGACCGCAGGUCUGCCUCUGCCCUCUCGGAUUUAACCAUAUAUUAUAUGCCCUUGAUUCUUUAUAACCCUUGAAGUAAUUACGGCACAUUAUAAGGUUCUUAGCUUACAUUAUUCAGCACAUAAGGUUCUUAACAAACCAUAAUUGGUGGAGCAUCCAUUCCAGCCUCCUCCUUUGCUUCUGGAUUAUGUUGAGAGAGAGAUAGAGAGAGAGAGCUCCCCAUCCUGUGACAAAAAUAGGAGCCUAAUUGGUGUUCCUCUUCCCCUCAGGCUGCUGCUGCGUACAGUGGCUACGGAGGCUAUGGAAGCUUCACUCACCCUCAGGCUGCAACAUCUGCCCCGCAAACCACCGCGGCUGCCUACGGCGCCUACCCUUCUCCGUACCCUGCUCAGGUAUUUCCGAACUUCUUUUGUUCCUUCAACUAUCUCAAGAACAGUAGUGAGAGAGAGAGAAAGUAGAGAGAGAAAAGAAAGAGAGAGAGGGGGGGGGGGCUUGAGGAUGAUCUUUGACACCUUUUUAUAGCGCUACAUUUUUAAGCCAAGCAGAGUUUUAUAGUUUGAUCGGUUCUUCUGGUGGUAUGUUGGUCGAAGGCCUACGCGCAGCAGAGCUUCUCCCAGCCGGCGGCGGCGGCGGCGGCGGCGGCGGCUCCGCAGGGUUACUACAGCGGCUACUACUGA
This is a messenger RNA of Spirodela intermedia, 8440 nucleotides long. The record is from the annotation of a GenBank genome assembly. NCBI's taxonomy places the organism in Eukaryota, Viridiplantae, Streptophyta, Magnoliopsida, Alismatales, Araceae.